CGCAACUGGCGCAUUGACACACUUGCGCUGCCGAGAUGAAGAGCGACUUCUUGGGCGCCACGAUCGCGAUCGCCGCGGCCAUCGGCUCGAACCUCGGCGUCAACGUCCAGAAGCGGUCGCACAUGCAGGAGGACGAGCGUCCCAAGCACCUCCAGCGGCCGUACACGAAGCGCCCCGUGUGGUGGCUCGGCAUGUUCCUCGUUGUCUUUGGCUCGCUCGGCGACCUCUUUGCCCUUGGUUUUGCGCCGCAGACGCUCGUGGCCUCGCUUGGCGGCGGCUCGACGAUCGUCGCCAACGUCCUUAUCGCUCGCUUUUGGCUCAAGCAGCAGCUCUACUUCACCGACAUGAUUGGCGUCGCGCUCGUCUCGACGGGCGUCGUCGUGCUCGCCUUGUCGUCGUCCGAAGAGGGCAAGUACACGGUCAACGAGCUCUUUAUGCUCAUGCAAGCCCCGGGCUUUAUCGUGUAUGCGAUCUGCACGACGGUGUUUGUGGCGUCGCUCAUGCUGCGCGUGCGCCGGUCGACAUCGCCCGCCCUUCGCGUCGUCGACAUUACGGACGAAGUGCGCAAGAAGGAGCUCGCCGACCUCGAGAGCAGCGUGCGGUCGGCCGAAGAAGCGACGUCCACCAAGAACGACACGGCGAGCGAGGGUAGCACGAUCUCGCCGUUUCCGUCGCCCGUCCUGAGCGACGUCGAAGAGAAGGGCUUGCUCAAGGAGACCAAGAUUCUCACGUCGCAGAAGCACACGCUCGUCAUUGACAAGCACCUGCCUCUGUACUGGGCCGCGAUCUCGGGCACGAUUGGCGCGCAGUCGGUGCUGCUGGCCAAGUGUGUCAUGGAGCUCAUCUUUAUGAGUCUUGAAGGCGAGAACCAGUUUCGAUACAUUGGCACGUGGAUCCUCGUGGCUGGCAUGGUCGCGUCGCUCCUCACGCAGACGCAUGCGCUCAACAAGGCGACGAUGGCCGGCGACACGAUGAGCACGUUUCCCGUCUUCCAGGCGUUCUGGAUUGGCAUGAGCAACAUUAGCGGCAUUGUGUUUUUCCAGCAAGCGCACUCGUUCACGAUGGCGCAGUGGAUCAUGUUUCCGAGCGCGCUCCUCCUCGUCAUGGUGGGCAUUGUGCUCGUCGCCAAGCACGAGAAGAUGGGCAACCACGUCAAGUACUCGGUCGCGAUGCCGCUCCAGCUGAGCAGCCCGCGCCAGCACGACAUUGUCGCCCAGUCGUUUCUUUUCAAAGAGCUCACGCCGCAAACGACCGAAGACCGCCUCGACGUCGAGGGCUACGACAACAUUGAAAUCUCGGACCACGUUGAGGUGGUCGCGGCGUAAAGCACCGCGUUUCCUUUUUUAUUUAAUAGCAUGCGCCCGUGGUGUUAAAUCCAAUUCCUUUUGAAGUG
Saprolegnia parasitica CBS 223.65 is the source of this 1393-nucleotide messenger RNA. RefSeq lists its product as hypothetical. Gene Ontology annotation, cellular component: membrane. Gene Ontology annotation, molecular function: magnesium ion transmembrane transporter activity. NCBI's taxonomy places the organism in Eukaryota, Oomycota, Saprolegniomycetes, Saprolegniales, Saprolegniaceae. The transcript has a single exon. Gene Ontology annotation, biological process: magnesium ion transport. The record is from RefSeq and is a predicted model, not a curated record. The coding region runs from base 36 to 1325 and encodes 429 amino acids.